AUGCCAUCAGCUGUUACUAAGAUUGAAGGCAAUUGGAAAAUUAUCGAUUAUCCCAAGCAUCCUGAAUGUAUGGAUUGUAAAAUUAAUAUAAAAGGUCAUGGUUUAGAUCCAAAUAUGUUUAAACUUCAUAUACAUUUAAUUAAUGAUUUGAGUUGUAUUUUGGAACAUAAUUCUAAAACUCAAGUAUGGAAAAUAUCGAAUUUUUUUUCAACAAAAUUAAUUGGUACACGAGAACAAAUAGCUAAAGAAUAUGAUUUAAGAAAAGUCAUUACUUCUUUACAAAAAUUAACAGUUAAUAAUGAAAAAGAAUUAAUUAUGAAAACAAAUUUUGGUGAACAAAUUCGAUUAGAACGUUUACCAUAA
Molecule: messenger RNA, 363 nt
Organism: Adineta steineri
Lineage: Eukaryota; Metazoa; Rotifera; Eurotatoria; Adinetida; Adinetidae
Source: the annotation of a GenBank genome assembly